AUGCCCUCCGCCCUCUUGGGCGUCUCGUCGCAAUCUAGGAGAAAGCUCAAAGCUUUCGCGUUCGACGAAAGACUGCUGGCUGGAGACGAAGACAAGGAGAACCAACAGGAUCAAAAUGCUGUCACAAAACCCAGUUCGGACCACCGUGACUAUACACGCCAGGACCAGAUGACCGAGCCUAGAGUUCCCCAUACACCCGCAGUGCGCAUCCCGAUCGAAGACCUCAUUGCAAAUACCGAGGAUGCAUACAAUUGCCCUCCGCCAGAAGGAACACCCAAAGAUCACGUUCUCUGGCAGACACAUCCGGAUAGUUCAGAUGCGUCAGCAGCAGCAGGUGCUACACAAAGGAGCAGGAAACGCGCUCAUAGUUCCUCACCCGUCUCCUCGCAACAAGUCUCUGCGCACAGGGAUGCCUUGAAUCUUGACACCCUGAACAAGUCCCUCCGCACUCCCAAUAAUGAUCCUACUCAGGAUCUAUGGAACAGAUACACAACCGCCAACGGGUUGAAGAAAGAUGGGAAAGAACCUAGCUUGCCGGCAUACGGACAUUUGCUUCCUUCGUCCCCUCAAACACCGAGCACCGCCAGUAAGGACAGCAGCUUGAGGCGAACACACAGCUGUGGGGUCGAAUGGCCUACAUCAAAAUCGAAGCGCAGAAGGACAGAGACGACCCAGCACCAUAGCCGCACCAAAGAACUAUUUGCCGCUUCCCGCAAGGAGAUUCUUCGCCGUGACCUUUCCAAUAAUACUCGAGUUGGCCUUCUGCUCGACAGAAUUCAGGAAAGUUUGACAAGGAAGGUUGACGCAGUGGAAGACCCCUCAAGCUCCUCUCCUUUGCCAGACAGGUGCUCGCAGGCAUUUGUAUCGCCAACCAAACGGCCGAACGGGACCAGACCCAGGUCCAGUGGUCCAGACGCACCUCACGUCUCCCAAGUAGCUCAACCGAAGAAAACUAUAUCCCCGUCUGAAGCAUCGUCAUCAUUUGAAUUCAGCGACGAUGGUCUCGAUGUUGAAGCUUUCGAAAGUGCUGAACGGGCCCUUGGACAAGCCGAGGCGAAGAACCAAAUAAGUCACAUUGAACCAGAUCGCAAUGGCAACGGGUCGAGUACGCGUUCUCGUUCUUAUUGUCACGAUGAAGGCGGAACCCUCCAACUGGAUGGUUCUCGAGACCAAAAUGAGAGGCAGCCUAACGGGAAUCAGGAGCCAAUGCAUCCGGGGGCUGUAGCUGCAGGAUUUGAUGAAUUUAAUGACGAGGAUGACGACGACGAAGAAUUAAUGAAUGAGAUGCUUGAUCUUGCUGCAAAGUAUGAUUCACAGUCGCAAGCAGUGGUAGCCAAUCCACCAGGCUUUUCGAAGCCGACGGCACCCAAACCACAAACCAGGCACCUUGAAACACUUGACGAAUUCGAAGACGUAUUUGAUGACGAUGAUGAGAUUUGGGAGGACAUUGCCAAUGCGACUUAUGACAAAAGCAGGACGCCAGUCACAUCCAAGGAUCAUACAUCAAUUGACAAUCGAGCCAUCAAACGUUACCUCGUUGUGGAAGUCCUUGAGAGUGAAUACGAAUACAAACCUGGCCGUAAAAGACCAGAAAAAAUGCUUUCAGUCAAAGAUGAGAGGUCCAACAUGUGCUAUAUCAUCUUGUUACGAGAAUCCUGGUACGAUACCAGAUGUACCAAGGGGUCUUAUGUUCAUGUGAUUGGCAAGUUUGAUCGCACAGGUCAAUGCGUGGUCAAUGACGCUGAGAAUAUGGUUAUUGUUCAUCCUGACCACCUCAUUUCCUCGACUGUUGUCGGAGAUUCGUUCACUUGUAUGCGUCGUGCCGUGCUGCAAGACAGGGUAAAGGCCACCAGCGCAGCCAGUCAGCCUCAGGUUUACGGCCACAUCCUGCAUGAAGUCUUCGGACAUGCUUUGCGGAUAAACAAAUGGGAUAUACAAUCUUUCAGAGAGAUUAUCGACAAGACUCUUCCAUCUUACAUCGAGUCGCUAUACGAAAUCGGUGUUCGAGUACAGGAAGCAACGGAAUACCUUUUGGGGAAAACGCCUGAACUGAUGGCAUGGGCGAGUGUCUUUGUUGGUGAUACUUUGUCAACAGAUGCUCUCAUCCGUGACCGCAACGGUCUUCUCGUUCCCACUACCAUUAACAAGUUGCUCGAACUCGAAGAACAUAUCUGGUCUCCCAUGUACGGACUCAAAGGUAAUAUCGACGCUACAGUCCAGGCACAGAUGAAAUUGCCCAAUGAACAAUCCACGAGGACUCUACUGGUACCCUUCGAGCUGAAAACCGGUAAGAAGGACAAUGUCGAGCAGCACCGUGUCCAAACAGCGCUUUACACGCUGCUCUUGUCGGACAGAUACGAUAUUGCUGUAACAUGCGGCAUGCUCUACUAUAUGGAAAGUUCCAAAACAUACAGGGUUGAAGGCAUCAGAAACGAGAUACGCCACAUGAUCAUUCAGCGAAACGAAUUGGCAUGCUAUGUUCACGACAAGUUAGCCUUGCCACCCAUGAUCAAGAAACAACACCUUUGUAAAAGCUGCUAUUCAAAGGCAGCCUGCUUCACGUACCACAAGUUGUCCGAAAAUGGCACUGCGGAGACCAGUGGCCUGGGGGAGAAGUUCUACGAAGUUGUCGAUCACUUGUCGCCGGUUCAUCAGUCCUUCUUCAAGAAAUGGGAUGAUCUGCUCACGAAGGAAGAGCGCGACAGCAUGAAGUUCCGCCGCGAGCUUUGGACCAUGUUGAGUUCAGAGCGAGAGGCACUUGGGCGUUGCUUCUCAGAAGUAGUUAUUCAACCUGGGUCGGCACUUGAAAAUACGGAAAGCUCCAAAAUCAACAGAUUCGAGUAUACCUUUAUCAAACAUUUGCCUCGUCCUGGCUUCUCGUUUAGAGAUUCACAGAUUACCACCGGAGAACCAAUUGUGAUAUCGGACGAAAAGGGACAUUUCAACUUUGCAGCCGGUUUCGUCACGAAUGUACAGCCUACUAGGGUCGUGGUAGUGGUUGACCGGAGACUCGAACGUGCAAAAAAGAGACUGGAAGGCUUCGAUCCUGUGACCAACCAAGUAUUCUCUGGUCAUGUCGAUGUGGCUGACAAUGGCAACUCACACUGUUCGCAACAGGAUGAGCCCAUCCUCUACCGGAUUGACAAGGACGAGUUUGCGAAUGGGAUGGCUACGGCACGGAACAACAUCCUUCGAAUGAUGGAAAAAGAUCUCUGGCGAGCACGAGAGCUUCGGCAGUUGAUCAUUGAGAAUAAGCGUCCAGAGUUCAAGGUCACUUCCACCGCCUACUCACUAUCCGGACCAGCCUCACAACAGAAUCUCAAUGUCGAUCAGCAACGAGCCAUUGAGAAGGUGAUGAGUGCCAAAGAUUAUGCCCUCGUCCUCGGUAUGCCGGGCACGGGGAAAACCACAACCAUUGCUCACAUCAUCCGUGCCCUCGUUUCGCAAGGCAAGUCGGUGCUACUUGCAUCGUACACACAUACCGCUGUGGACAACAUCCUGUUGAAAAUCAAGGACGAUAGCAUCCCCGUCCUACGGAUUGGAGCAGUCAACAAAGUGCAUCCCGAGGUGCAAUCGUUCGCCGACAUUUCAGGAAUUCCCAAACGCACAACUGAAGAGCUCCACGUCUCGUGGCACGAAAGUAAAGUCGUGGCAACCACUUGCCUUGGUGUCAACCAUGGGAUCUUCAAUGCGCGGACAUUCGACUUCUGCAUUGUCGACGAAGCCUCUCAGAUCACGUUGCCAGUGUGCUUGGGACCGAUCCGCAUGGCCAAAACCUUUAUCCUCGUGGGUGACCACUAUCAACUACCACCUCUGGUCCAGAAUAAACAGGCUUUGGAGGGCGGUCUAGAUGUGAGCCUGUUUAAACUGUUAUCUGAUGCGCAACCAGAUUCCGUGGUCAACUUGGAACACCAAUACCGAAUGGCGGAGGACAUUAUGCUCCUGUCUAAGGAACUUGUCUAUUCGGGUCGAAUCAAAUGUGGCAAUGAAGUCGUUGCCAAACGAAUGCUUGAAAUCCUAGAUCUUGACGGCGGGUUGGCUGCACAUCAUUUUACCGCGUCUUCCUUAGCUCAGGCCAGCAAUCAUUGUACACAAACUGUCUGCCUCGCCAGCUCCAGCUGCUGGCUCCGAGGCGCCCUCUCCCCUUCCUCUCGCUGCCUCUUCCUCAAUACUGACACCAUCACACCCCGGAAUUCAGCACGAGAAACCGUGGCAGGUGCCCGGAUCACCAACAGAAUCGAAUCGAUCCUUACGGCACAGCUGGUCACCACCUUAAUUCACUCCGGCGUUGCGCCCAGCUCCAUCGGCGUAAUCACGUUCUACCGUUCUCAACUGGCACUCCUGAGAACCGACGUGAAAGCCUUGGCCGGCUCUGUCGCGUCCAGCGAGGUAGAGAUGCAUACCGCAGAUAAAUAUCAAGGGCGAGACAAGGAGGUGGUGAUAUUGAGUUGCGUGCGGAGUAACGACAAUAAUCAUGUCGGUGAACUGCUCAAAGACUGGCGACGGGUGAAUGUUGCAGUCACAAGGGCGAGGAGUAAGUUGUUGCUUGUGGGCAGCAGGAGCACUUUGGGAGGGAGUGGUGUACCCAUCCUGGAAGGCCUGACAAGGAUUAUGGAGGAAAGAGGCUGGAUACUGGAGCUACCAGGUGAAGCCAAUGAGAUGCAUUCCUUCGAGAGUGCGAUCACCCAGACCGACAACGGUCCUACACAAAAGUCCAGUGCAGAGGGAACGAGGGGUUCACCUUUAUCAUCGUCAGCAAAGAAACAAAAAAGAUCAAUCCUACAGACGAGCGGACAGGGCCACAGCUAUCCAGGUUCAGAGAAGAAGGAGAAACGACACCCCCUUAGGAAGCCGGACAAGGUUGUGAGAGGCACUACACUGGUUGGCGGGCCUGAUGGCGGCGUGCGGAAGCUUUUGGAUAAGCGACCGGUCUUGCGGAAUGUCUUGGAUGAGCUCGCCGGCGAUGGCUGUGGAAUCGACUUGGACAAAGAGAACGUUCAUCUGUACGAAGACAUUGAUAUGGACAUGGAUGCAGAUUUCGACCCUACGGAUUUUGGUGUAUACUGA
This is a messenger RNA of Fonsecaea nubica, 5067 nucleotides long. RefSeq lists its product as hypothetical. Gene Ontology annotation, cellular component: cytoplasm. Bases 1 to 5067 code for a protein of 1688 amino acids. NCBI's taxonomy places the organism in Eukaryota, Fungi, Ascomycota, Eurotiomycetes, Chaetothyriales, Herpotrichiellaceae. Gene Ontology annotation, molecular function: 5'-flap endonuclease activity; single-stranded DNA helicase activity. The record is from RefSeq and is a predicted model, not a curated record. The transcript has 3 exons. Gene Ontology annotation, biological process: replication fork reversal.